Messenger RNA from Cephus cinctus (wheat stem sawfly), 633 nucleotides. RefSeq lists its product as uncharacterized. The coding region runs from base 22 to 633 and encodes 203 amino acids. The transcript has 4 exons. NCBI's taxonomy places the organism in Eukaryota, Metazoa, Arthropoda, Insecta, Hymenoptera, Cephidae. The record is from RefSeq and is a predicted model, not a curated record.
UCGACAGCGCUGGACGUGCAGAUGAUGGAGGAGGAAGAAGAAGAAGAAGAAGAAGAAGAGGGCGAAGAAUCGCUUCACAAUACGUGGGAUGAAAUCAUGUCGAUAGCAUCGGCCGCUAGCGAUCGCAGUGUCUACGGCGAUGAUGAUGAUGACCGCUCCACCAUGUCCAGCGCUUCUAACGAGCGCUAUCGAUUUGUAGAUCCGUUGGAGGUUGCUGGCUACGAUAACCAUAUUGCACCGGACAACGCACGGCCUCCGCAGGAGCACGACGACGCUGAAGAACCGGUGCUAUGGGUUCGUAGGAACGGCGUGUACGAGGUAGCGGAUGCCGACGAAGCGGCCGAUACAUUGGCGGGGCGCGAUGGGGCCCCGAGCGCAGCGGACAGAUCUUACACGCACGAGGCAGAGCAUAAGUGCUCCAACAAAUGCGCUAGAUGCUUCGGAAAACCACCUUGCGAUUCGGCCUCCCCACAUUGCAUUGUCGCGAGUGCCAUAGUAAACAGAAGGGAAAAGAAAAGUGUGUGCCAGACCGUUCGCAGCUAUCCGCAAUGUCUUAGACCUCUUCAAGUAACGUCUCGUAAGCACUCUUGCGAUAAGGUGUAUCGCAGCGUCUGCAGAAGUGUUAAUGUCUAA